GGCCACUGCACCUGCGCGCCGAGCGGUGCAUUUUGGGACCUGUAGUUUUCCGAGACCGGGUCGUGAGCUUUGUGGUUUAUGCGCCGACCCCGUGCCAGGGGCUCUGCUGCCGGGAGCGAUGGGACCAAGGCCCUGAGCAAGUGUGAAGUUCUACAACCCGAGCUCGUGUCUACCACCUCUGGGCUCUCUGCACCUGACCUCCCAGCUCCUUCUCUUUAUGCGCUGUUCUGGGAGGGCCCUUCCUUGAUCAGGAGUCAAUUCACAGGUGGCCCACCAUGAACUGGAAGGCCAUCGAACAUGUGCCCGUGCUGCUGUAUAUCUUGGCAGCAAAAACGUUAAUUCUCUGCCUGGCAUUUGCUGCUGUGAAAAUCUACCAGAGGAAGAGACUGGAAGCAAAACAGCAAAAGCUGGAGGCUGAGAAAAAGAAGGAAUCUGAGAAGAAGGAAAACUAAAGGGAGGUGCCAGCUUCCUGCUGAUGCAUAACCUGGGAGGCGACAAGACAUGGCCCUGGGACUUAUGAUCCAGGUCAGCCUGCCCCAGGGUCCAC
Molecule: messenger RNA, 547 nt
Organism: Ochotona princeps (American pika)
Lineage: Eukaryota; Metazoa; Chordata; Mammalia; Lagomorpha; Ochotonidae
Gene: SMIM11
Product: small integral membrane protein 11
Exons: 5
Coding region: 276-452 (58 amino acids)
Source: RefSeq, a predicted model, not a curated record